This is a messenger RNA of Perkinsus marinus ATCC 50983, 834 nucleotides long. RefSeq lists its product as hypothetical. NCBI's taxonomy places the organism in Eukaryota, Perkinsozoa, Perkinsida, Perkinsidae. Gene Ontology annotation, cellular component: nucleolus. Bases 9 to 683 code for a protein of 224 amino acids. Gene Ontology annotation, biological process: maturation of SSU-rRNA from tricistronic rRNA transcript (SSU-rRNA, 5.8S rRNA, LSU-rRNA). The record is from RefSeq and is a predicted model, not a curated record. The transcript is spliced from 6 exons.
UAGUCUUUAUGUCGCAGCCACCAGCGACGAAGCGUGCGGCCACUGAGGAGCAGAUGGAAGCUCUGGUCGAGCGAACCAAGGAGGCUGAAGAGAAGCUUAUCGCUGAGAAAAAGGCACUUCGAGCAAUUGAGAAACCGAGGUCUUCGGGCUCAGCGUCUAUGGCUGCACUCGCCCGACAGGGCCUUGCUGGUGGGGACACCAUGGCCCUCGACCGGGUCCUUCACACGACUAAUAAUGCCGUUAUGGCAGCUACUGCUAGGGACAUAACUGGUCCUGAGGCUGCACAGAUCUUGUCGCACAUUUGCGUGGCGUUGGACAAGUCCCCGACCCGAGCCAUGGUCCUUGCGGAAUGGGCUCGCAAUUUACUAUUGGUCCAUGCUGGGUAUCUCUCGGGGCAUCCUGAGGACACCAGUGCAGUCAUCGCUCCUCUGUUGGAGUCUUUCCAUCAACGUAGUGCCUACUUCUCUGCUCUGUCGAAGCUGCAUGGUAGAGUACAAGCAAUUAUAAACGUAUGCACUGCUACUCAACAGCACUCAGCCAAGCAGACUCCUGCCGAGCCUCUGGUGAAGCACGGCGGAGACGACGAUGCUGCCUAUGAUAACGACGUCGCUAUGGACUCGGAUGGUAUGGCCUCUGAGAGUGACGACGAGGAGGAGGAGGAGGAAGGCUCCGACUCAGACUGAAGCCCUUCGAAGCUCAACCUGUCUUGAGACUGUAUCAAAGACAGCCGAUUGAAUCACGUUAAAGUAUGAUACCACUAGUACUAAGUCAUUGUAUAGCAUUCUAUCACCAGUGGUGGUCAUGUACGUUCCUAGAGUAUCACCAGUCGUGGUG